Messenger RNA from Penicillium psychrosexuale, 1617 nucleotides. Its product is annotated as phosphotransferase family protein. The record is from RefSeq and is a predicted model, not a curated record. Lineage: Eukaryota; Fungi; Ascomycota; Eurotiomycetes; Eurotiales; Aspergillaceae. Bases 1 to 1617 code for a protein of 538 amino acids. Gene Ontology annotation, cellular component: mitochondrion. The transcript is spliced from 3 exons.
AUGUAUUUAGGCCAGAGUUGGGACAAGCCGGAGUUCCACGUUUAUACCGCGGGUCGCUGGCUGUUCAACGAGACUCAACAGCUAGCUGAAAGGCGCGUGAACUUCAAUUUUGAUGAACUCGUGAAAGUUGCCAUGCAGAGCCUGGAUUCCGGCCCCCAUGUCUGCACGAAAGUGGAAAAGCUCCCCGAGGGAAACUACAGCAAAGCAUUCCUUCUCACCACGGAGAGCGGACAUCAACUCGUCGCCAAGGUUACAAAUCCGAAUGCUGGCCCCCGCUUUUACACAACUGCGAGUGAAGUCGCCACCAUGGAAUUUGCAAGUACCAUCGCAGGGAUCCCAGUGCCCAAGGUUCAUGCCUGGAAUAAUAGCGCAGAGGAUAAUGCUGUCGGUGCUGAGUAUAUCAUCAUGGAGAAGGCAAAUGGUGUCUUAUUAAGCACACAGUGGGCAACAAUGAGCACCGACCAGAAGCGGGAGUUGAUCCAAAGUAUCAUUGACUUUGAACGCUCCCUUAUUGCUCAUAGUUUUGACCGGAUUGGUAGCAUUUACUAUGAAAAUGAUCUAGCAGACUCCAAAGAUGGAUGUUUGUCAACUGCAUUCCCUAGGUUUGCGAUCGGGCCGACAACGGAUCGCAGGUUCCUGGAAGAUGGACGAAGUGCGAUCGAGUCUUACAAAGGACCAUGGAAUACAAUGAUUGACUAUGUCCAUUUGAUGGCGAGUCGCGAAGAAGAGUGUAUCAAACACCUUAGCCGAUUCCCCAGACCAGAGGGGAUUUUUGGCGCGCCCGGGUCAUAUCAGCCUACGGCUCAAGCAAAACUCGAUGUUAUCUCUGAUUUCCGCAAAAUUGCAUCCUUUAUAGUUCCGAAGGACGCGACCGUGACAAAGCCUGUUCUCUGGCAUACCGACCUCCAUGCGGAUAAUAUCUUUGUGGAUCCAAAUAAUCCUUCCAAGAUUCUUGCUGUCAUUGACUGGCAAAGCGUACAUGUCGCUCCAUUGUGCCAACAAGUGAUUACACCCGCAUUCCUGGAUUUCAAUGGGCCAAAGCCAGAUGAAGGUCUUUGUCUUCCUUCUCUUCCAGACAAUUUCCAGACAUUGAGCGCUGAAGAGAAAGCCAAAGCCAAAGGCUUACGAACUCAACAAUUAUUAUACAAACUUUAUGAAAUUCAAUCUGGACGACAGAAUAAGGAUGUUUUCAGAGCGCUUCAGUAUUCCAACGUACUUGGAUCCCAGAUUAUUUCACUCAUAUCCCAGGUUUUGAACGACGGUGAAACAAUUAUCAAGGGCCAAUUGAUUCAACUUGUUGAACAGUGGAGCACAACAGUUGGCGCAGAUGGAACACCGUGCCCGAUCACCUUUACUGAUGAUGAUAUCGUGCAACAAAAGGUAGAUCAACAGAAGUGGGAAGAAGGUGUGCAGCUCAUGGAAGAUGUUCUAGAGGCCCUAGGCGGUGCAGAGAAUGGUUGGCAAGGCUGGGUAAGCCAUGAGGAGUAUGCGCAGGCGAAGGUCAAAUUGGAGAUGGUGAAGGAACAGUUCUUGGAUCAUAUGGCCCAUAAUCCAGCGGAGAGAGAAGCAUGGUGCCGGGCAUGGCCGUUUCAAGAUCAAGAUACUCGAACACACUGA